Messenger RNA from Nerophis lumbriciformis (worm pipefish), 993 nucleotides. The record is from RefSeq and is a predicted model, not a curated record. Lineage: Eukaryota; Metazoa; Chordata; Actinopteri; Syngnathiformes; Syngnathidae.
AUGGAGGACAGUUGUCAACGAGCACCACUUUUUACCUUCGGAGUUAUAGCUGAUAUUCAGUACGCUGACAUGGACGACGGGCUCAAUUUUCCCCAGACAAGAAGGCGAUACUACCGAAACAGUCUUGAACUGCUCAGACAAGCACGGGAGAGCUGGUCUCACUCUGACACCCGUCCAAAGUUCAUCCUCCAGAUGGGAGACAUCAUCGACGGCUUUAACAAGAACAAUGGAAACUCUAGUCAGGCACUGGAGCGGGUCUUGGACGAGUUUAGACUCAGCCCCAUCGAGGUGCACCACGUGUGGGGCAACCAUGAGUUCUAUAAUUUCAGUAGAAGCGAGCUGUUACGUUCCAAGCUGAACAGCUCCUUUCUUGCCGAUACGAGCCUCGGCGGAACCCGUGCCGGUGGCGAUAUUUACGCCUACAGCUUCACUCCCUACCCCGGGUUUACAUUUGUCGUAUUGGAUGCUUAUGAUGUGAGCUUGCUUGGCGUAGAGGAGGACAGUGUGCAGUAUCACAGCGCUUUAAAUUUGAUAAAACAACACAAUACCCACGAGGACCUCAAUACCCCGCCAGGACUAUUUGAUGAUCUAAAGCAGAGGUUCUCAAAAUUCAAUGGUGGUUUCAGUAAGGCCCAGCUGGACUGGCUCGAUUCCGUUCUGUCCUCAGCCGACAAGAAGCAGGAAAAAGUCACCAUCAUGAGUCACCUCCCAGUUCAUCCAUUCUCCACAACCCCAAUGUGCCUGGCCUGGAACUUCGAUGAACUCCUGUCCAUAAUCCAGUCCCACAAUAGCGUAGUGUGUUUCAUAGCUGGACAUGAUCACGAUGGUGGAUAUUGCUUGGAUAAAAGCACAGGAGUUCACCACCUUACUCUGGAGGCAGUGAUCGAGACGUCACCAGACAGCAACGCUUUUGGAACUGUCUCGGUGUACGAAGACCGGAUGGUCCUAAAGGGGGUUGGGAGGAUUUCAAAUAUAGACAUUUUGUUUCCCUGA